CCCAGACUCGCCCCGCAUUCAUUCAGCGUAGCAUCGGUAAGAGUGAAGGUGUCGUUUCUCAGGUGAGAAUAAGGGUGUCGUUUCUCAGGUAUUUCUGAGGCAGAACUCCAGCCCAGGAAAAAUGGCUUCUAAAGGGAACUACAGCUGCCUUGUGGCCGUCAUCCUCAGCCUGAUGCUGCUAGCAGGGACAAACGCUUCACCAACGUCUUCAAGUUCAAGUGCCACGACUGUGUCCUCAUCCACAUCCGAAGGGACAAGCACAGCUCCUGAAGUCACACACACAUCAUCUUCAGAAACUUCUCCAACUUCAAGUACCACGACUGUGUCGACAUCCACAUCCGAAGGGCCAAGUAUAACUGCUCAAGUCACAGACACAACAGCUUCUCCAACGUCUACAAGUUCAAUUCCCCCGACUGAGUUGACAUCAGUGACAAGCGCAACUGACAGAGUCACUGAACCAACAGCUUCACCAACGUCUACAAGUUCAAUUCCCCCGACUGAGCCAAUAUCCACUUCUGAAGUGACAAGCGCAACUGAAGGAGUCACUGACCCAACAGCUUCAAGUUCAAUUCCCCCAACUGAGUCGACAUCACCUUCUGAAGUGACAAGCGCAACUGACGGAGUCACUGAACCAACGUCUACAAGUUCAAUUCCCCCGACUGAGUCGACAUCACCUUCUGAAGUGACAAGCGCAACUGACCCAACGUCUCCAAGUUCAAUUCCCCCGACUGAGUCGACGUCACCUUCUGAAGUGACGAGCGCAACUGACGGAGUCACUGACCCAACAGCUUCAAGUUCAAUUCCCCCGACUGAGUCGACAUCACCUUCUGAAGUGACAAGCGCAACUGACGGAGUCACUGAGCCAACCGCUUCAAGUUCAAUUCCCCCGACUGAGUCGACAUCAGUGACAAGCGCAACUGACGGAGUCACUGAGCCAACAGCUUUACCAACGUCUUCUGAAGUGACGAGCGCAACUGACGGAGUCACUGAGCCAACAGCUUCAAGUUCAAAUCCCCCGACUGAGUCGACAUCACCUUCUGAAGUGACGAGCACAACUGACGGAGUCACUGAGCCAACAGCUUCAAGUUCAAAUCCUCCGACUGAGUCGACAUCACCUUCUGAAGUGACAAGCGCAACUGACCCAACGUCUCCAAGUUCAAAUCCACCGACUGAGUCGACAUCAGUGACAAGCGCAACUGACGGAGUCACUGAACCAACAGCUUCAAGUUCAAAUCCCCCGACUGGGUCGACAUCACCUUCUGAAGUGACAAGCGCAACUGACCCAACGUCUCCAAGUUCAAAUCCACCGACUGAGUCGACAUCAGUGACAAGCGCAACUGACGGAGUCACUGAACCAACAGCUUCAAGUUCAAUUCCCCCGACUGAGUCGACAUCACCUUCUGAAGUGACAAGCGCAACUGACGGAGUCACUGAACCAACAGCUUCACCAACGUCUCCAAGUUCAAUUCCCCCGACUGAGUCGACAUCAGUGACAAGCGCAACUGACGGAGUCACUGAACCAACAGCUUCACCAACGUCUCCAAGUUCAAAUCCCCCGACUGAGUCGACAUCAGUGACAAGCGCAACUGACGGAGUCACUGAACCAACAGCUUCAAGUUCAAUUCCCCCGACUGAGUCGACAUCACCUUCUGAAGUGACAAGCGCAACUGACGGAGUCACUGAACCAACAGCUUCACCAACGUCUCCAAGUUCAAUUCCCCCGACUGAGUCGACAUCAGUGACAAGCGCAACUGACGGAGUCACUGAACCAACAGCUUCACCAACAGCUUCAAGUUCAAUUCCCCCGACUGAGUCGACAUCAGUGACAAGCGCAACUGAUGGAGUCACUGAGCCAACAGCUUUACCAACGUCUCCAAGUUCAAUUCCCCCGACUGAGUCGACAUCACCUUCUGAAGUGACAAGCGCAACUGACGGAGUCACUGAACCAACAGCUUCAAGUUCAAAUCCCCCGACUGAGUCGACAUCACCUUCUGAAGUGACAAGCGCAACUGACGGAGUCACUAACCCAACGUCUCCAUCAACACCAAAGGCUACGUCAACAACAGCACCAGUAGUCACGACAUCAACAACUACAUCAACAACAACACCAGUAUCCACACCAUUCCCAGCAAGCACUACACCAACAUCAACACCAACUCCAGCAAAUACAACACCAAUUUCUACGUCCACAACAGCAACAUCCACAAUGUCGACAUCAUCACCAACUCCAACACUAUCUCCAACACCAGUAUCCACAACACCAACAACUACAUCAACAACAACACCAGUAGUCACAACAUCAACAACAGGACCAGUAGUCACGACAUCAACAACUACAUCAACAACAACACCAGUAUCCACAACAUCAACAACAACACCAGUAUCCACAACUUCAACAACAACU
Clupea harengus (Atlantic herring) is the source of this 2404-nucleotide messenger RNA. Its product is annotated as mucin-5AC-like. The record is from RefSeq and is a predicted model, not a curated record. The transcript is spliced from 3 exons. Lineage: Eukaryota; Metazoa; Chordata; Actinopteri; Clupeiformes; Clupeidae. The annotation marks the transcript as partial.